Molecule: messenger RNA, 1089 nt
Organism: Closterium sp. Naga37s-1
Lineage: Eukaryota; Viridiplantae; Streptophyta; Zygnematophyceae; Desmidiales; Closteriaceae
Source: the annotation of a GenBank genome assembly
AUGUCGUCUACCCCCGUCCCCAUUUGUGGGGAUCCCAUCCUCUGCCUCGACAGAUACUCCUAUUCCAAGCCGCCGCUGCCCUGGUCGCGCGCGAGGGGGCCGGGGCCCCCUCUCAUCGGCGUGAGCCAGUGUAUCGCUCACCCCGCGGGCGUAGCCACCCUCAUCUGCGGGCCCGUGGUGGUUCCUUUCGUCGUCGCCGACCGCCUCGGCCACCGCCUGCCCUGCAGCGACAAUUUUUUCAGUCCGCAUCUCCAGGCGCCCUCUCCGCUGGUACCGCACCCGCCUCCUCCUCAGCCUCCUCCACCGUCGUCUCAGCAGUCAUCCCAGCAGCAGUCGUCCGGUCCAGCUGCCUCGUCCCCUUUGGUGGCCUCUCCUGCGUUGACGUCGGUGCCGCUAACGGCAGCGGGCUCUCUCCCGCCUCCCCUUCCGGUGCCUCCGCAGCCAGUGUCGCCCGCUGGUGCACAUCUCGUGCCCCCCCUUCCCGCUCAGUCACUUGUCGCUGCUGAUCCUCUGUCUGAGCCUCCUCAGCGGCAGCAUCCCCUCGUUUCUCUUGACCCUGCACCCGUCGCUCGUUUCCCUCUGCCUCGGCCUUGUGCAGAGUCUCCCCCGCUUCCGCCCGACGCACCUGAUCCUGAGGACGACGAGAAGUGGUGGAACGGCGAGCUGUGGGAGUCUCCUCCUCUGUCCGGGACGACGUGGGGUCGGGACUGGGACAUGAAGUCCGACUUCGUCCUUGAUGUCCUCCGUUGGGAGCGGCGCAUGAUUGGUGUUGGCGAGUGCCUCUCCCACGUGGCGACGGCGCUGGAGCAGCUGGAUGCUGGUCUGGAGGCGCGGAACUUCGUGCUGCGGGAUCCCCAGCUGACCGAGCAGCAGCAGGGUGUUGCCCGUGAGGCUGCGGCGCAAGGCUUGUGGAGGCUCCUCCGCUUGCCCCUGGAGUCCGAGCAUCCUGACGAGAACGAGGGGCCGGGCGCGAGGGCUUUCCGCAGGGUCGCCACGGCUGCCGAAGAAGCACCCCUGCAGCUUGUGCCUGCGCUAGCGUCAUUGCUCCGCUGGAUCCGCCAGCGUUUUUACGUGUUGAACCACGUUUAG